CGGUACUCUCACUUCGUUUCACUUAAGCUACUUGACAAAGCAGUGUGUGGCCCAUCUUUCGAAAAGAACUAUGGUGAAACAGCGAAACUGCUAGGGAGAAGAGCUUUGAAGAGAUUGAGAAAGCUGGAACGUGAAAAGACAAAGGGACGUGAAUGGUUCGACCUUCCCGCUUCUGAACUUACAGAUGAGGCUAAGGCAGAUCUGGAACUGCUUCAAAUGCGUGCUGCCAUCGAUCCGCUUGCAUUUUACCGACGAAAUGAUCGUAAUGUUCUGCCCAAAUAUUUCCAAGUUGGACGUGUUGUUGAUGCUCCGGAAGACUACUAUAGCAGUCGCAUUCCAAAGAAGGAAAGGAAGAAAACAAUGCUCGAUGAACUGCUCAAUGAUCAACAGUUCAGUCAAACGAAAAGGGAAAAGUGA
Molecule: messenger RNA, 417 nt
Organism: Haemonchus placei
Lineage: Eukaryota; Metazoa; Nematoda; Chromadorea; Rhabditida; Trichostrongylidae
Source: the annotation of a GenBank genome assembly